UCCGUGGUCUCUCUUUCCAACAACAGGCUAACCGGCGGCAUCCCGGCAUCCAUCGGGCGGGUACCUGCAAUGGAGGCACUAGACCUCCAUGGCAACCACCUCACCGGCUCCAUCCCCAUGGAGAUCGGAUUGCUGCGAAGGCUCACUGUUCUUGAUCUUUCAGAGAACAAGAUCUCCGGCGGCAUCCCCAGCUCCAUAGGCAAGCUCGAAAACCUGGUGGUUCUCUACUUGAACCAGAACCGCAUCACGGGAAGCAUUCCGCCUUCCAUCGCCGGUAUGGUCUCGCUGCAGUUCUGUAGGAUGUCGGAGAACCAGCUCACCGGGAGCAUCCCGGAUUCGAUCGGCGGCCUACCUAGCAUCGAGAGACUGAUACUGGAGAACAACAAGCUCACCGGUCAGCUGCCCGCCGCUAUAGGACGCCUCGCCACGCUCACGGACAUCUUCUUCUCCAACAACCGAUUUACCGGCAGGAUCCCUUCCAGCUUCGCCAACCUGGCCAAUCUGCAGACGUUAGACCUGUCGCGGAACCGCCUCUGUGGUCCAAUCCCCGCCGAGCUCUCCCGGCUGCGGAACCUCCAAGAGCUGGAUCUCUCCUUCAACUCCCUGAUGCACUUGGGCAGGCCGCCGAGCUGGCUCGGCCAGAUGAACAUAUUCAAGCUUGUCCUGGCGGACACAGGGAUCUCUGGUCCGCUGUCUGACUGGCUGUCGUCGGCGUCGUCCAUCUCGAUCCUCGACCUUUCCAGCAACGGACUGGUGGGGGAUCUCCCGCAGUGGAUCGGCAACAUGACCGGGCUCUCGUUGCUCAACCUCUCCAACAACGCUCUGCAUUCGGGGAUCCCGGAGGGGUUCAAGAACCUGACGCUGCUGAUGGACCUGGACCUGCACGCCAACGAGCUGUACGGCCGGCUGCGGGCAGUGCUGGCGAAGGGGACGCAGGACCCCUUGGGGCACUACCAGACGCUGGAUCUGUCGCGCAACCGGUUCACCGGGGGGCUUGACGAGGACGUGGGGGAGCUGGCCGCGAUGGACACAGUAGAGAGGCUAGUGGUGUCGCACAACCCAGAGCUUGGCGGCAGGAUACCGGCGUCCAUGUCGAGGCUGGCGGCGCUGAAGGAGGUGGGGAUGGCGGGGAACGGGCUCUCCGGGAGCAUACCUGAGGGCGUGCUGGACCUCGCGCGACUGACAGAGUUCGAUGUGUCAGAUAACAGGCUCAGCGGUCGGAUACCGCGCCAUCGGGCUCCCUUGACGGCGGAGGGCUUCAGAGGAAACACGGGGCUCUGCGGCGCGCCUCUCCCGCCAUGCAAGCUGUAGUAACGAGCCAAAGUACACAGGAAGGAGUCUCAGAUUUAAUUUUCCGAUGUCAAGGUGACGGAGAACAAAACAAAAGUUUCUUGUUUGACAAUUCAUGGAAACGUAAGAACGGCUUGCUCUUUUUUCUUUUU
Molecule: messenger RNA, 1442 nt
Organism: Musa acuminata subsp. malaccensis (wild Malaysian banana)
Lineage: Eukaryota; Viridiplantae; Streptophyta; Magnoliopsida; Zingiberales; Musaceae
Product: LRR receptor-like serine/threonine-protein kinase GSO1
Molecular function (GO): protein binding
Source: RefSeq, a predicted model, not a curated record